Molecule: messenger RNA, 5455 nt
Organism: Ruditapes philippinarum (Manila clam)
Lineage: Eukaryota; Metazoa; Mollusca; Bivalvia; Venerida; Veneridae
Product: UPF0046 protein K07C11.7-like
Exons: 2
Coding region: 1760-2542 (260 amino acids)
Molecular function (GO): hydrolase activity
Source: RefSeq, a predicted model, not a curated record
CUUUAUUUGGGUCAUCUUGGGUCGUAAAGUAGGUCAUAAUAUCAAAUCAAAGGAAAGCCAUGCAAACCAUGCAUUCCUAUCGAAAAGUCACUGUUUUGUUAGGAAUUGAUUUUUUUUCUCAGAAUGUUAAUAGUAAACUUGAAUUACACUCAAGUGAGCGAUUGAGCGUCACCAUAUCCCUUUUGUUUUAUAAUGGUUUGCAGAAUUGAUAAAAAUAUUCAUAAUAUCAACUGAUGAUGCUAAUGAUGAUAAUGACGAAGAAGAAGAUGAUGACGGUGACGACGAGGACGACAACAAAGACGGAGAUGAUGAUGAUAAUGAUGAUGACGACGACGACGACGAAGAGUUGUUGUUAAGCUUGUUAUUUCGUUUUUUACCAUCUGUAUCAUUGUUUCAUCUGAUAAAAUCCCUGUUAUCUUGGCAGUAAUAUCUGCUUUAUAUGGUAAUAUAUAUUCUAUCAUCAAGAUUGUUUACCUCGUAAAUUACCUCCUGAAUGUCGCUUAAUCCUUGCCAUACUUAAUAUCUUAAAUGGACUUGUCAACCCAUUAUUUUGGACACAUACAUAAGCCUACGUCAUUGUUAGAGAAAUUAACAAAAUAAGUACUGACUGAAUAGCGAACAGUUCAGACCAUGAUCAGUUUGUAUGGAAGUGCCCACUGGUCUUGAUCUGCACUGGUCGCACAGGACUGGUGGUAAUAGAUGUCGCCAGGAGACUAAAGGUUUGUAUAAAGCUAUGUAAAUUAUAAUAACUGUAAUGUUUAUUUUGUAUCAAUGUAGAUGUCAGUGAAUAUAAAUGAAGUUUUAUGUUCAUUCUUUUAUUUUCAUUCAAUAGACAUUCAAUUUCAUCAGCCUUUGCAGCCUUUGUGACAAAUCAGAAUAUGAAAAUUCAAUGGGAGAGUUUCGAGAUGUUUUGUAUUUACAAUGUACUUUAAGUUGCGUUCUUUACGAGCCUUUACCUUAACAUAUAUCAGGACUUUUGUUUCAGUAGAUAGUAUUUGUAAUUGUAUUACAGGAGUUAAAACUCAUCAUUUGAUGCUAGGUUAUAAUAUCAAUCCUUAAAUUUUUUAUUCAUUAAAUUUGUCUUUGAGGUUGAACAACGUGCAGCACCCAUCACUUGAAAAUUGGUUUAUCACUCUUGUAUUAUACGUGAUUGACUGGCCUAUUUCAGGAGUAAUUUUUAAAGAAACACUAAUUAAAACAUGUGAUAAGUGCAUACAAAUUAAUCUAAAACUGUGAGGGUGUACGUUUAUUUUAUUUUAUUGAUUUUCUUUUUAUUUCGCGAUUGGAUGGUCACUUUCCGUUUCAAAAAGGACUUAGUACUACCAAAUAUAAUUACACGCCGUUCUUACGAAGCACCAAGCACGUUGUGAAUGUAAAUAAAGAAAUGUCAAAAUAUUGAUAAAUUCACUGUCUCGUUUCUAUCUAUGUACAUUUUACAACAGGUUCCUUUACUGAACAAUUUUGUAUGGCUUAUGUUUGCGUGGUUAUUUAAAAUAAUAUUGAUUUCUUCUGAAGAUGAAGAUGUACGCGACCGAUCAAGCACAGUAGGCCUACAUGUAGAUCUACUUCCGUGUUUCAUUUAUAACGUCAUAAGUCAUAGUUAUAUUUAUCAAAAAUCGUUUUCGCUUUUCUAUAAAAACUUGAAACUUAUAUUUGUAACUUUUAGUGUAAUGUCAAGCUUUGCUCAGUAUACAUAUUAUAUUACUCUUAAGUACAUGUAGGUGUAAUUUGUAAAAGGGAAGUUGGAAUAAUUAGAGAAAUGAAAGUACAUAAAGUUGGUAAAGUUGAAUCAAAUGAUGGAAAAGUUUUGAGGAUAGUUCAUAUAUCAGAUACACACAUGAGACAUGACCAGUAUUUAGAAUCAAUACCAAAGGGUGAUAUACUGAUUCACUCGGGUGACUUCUCAGCAUUUUCAGUUGGAAGAUAUUUUGGAAAUAAAAGUCGAGAUAGGGAAGAAAUGAUUAGAGAGAUAAACUCAUUUUUCCAGAAGCUUCCAUUCAAACAUAGGAUUCUAGUUGCUGGUAAUCAUGAAAUGAGUUUUGAUCGUGAACAUAGACAAUUUAUAGAAGAACAAUUGACUGAAGUUGUUUACCUCCAAGAUAAGAUGGUCACUAUUGAAGGUUUAAACAUAUAUGGAACACCAUGGAAUAUAAAACGGGUGGUGUCCUACGCAAGAGGUUUUGCUAAACCAAAGAAUGCUCUGGAUAAAUAUUGGAAAUUGAUACCAUCAGAAACAGAUAUACUCGUCACACAUUUACCACCAGAGGGAAUUUUAGACUUAGGCAAAAAAAGCUUUGCUGGAAUCAGAAAUUUGUUUUCAUCCAAUGACCCAUGCAAUGUAUGUGGAGAUGUACAUGAAACGAAAGAACAUUGGGGAUGUAGGGGAUUAAAAAGAACUGUCUUCAAAAGAGUAAGGCCAACCUUACAUCUAUUUGGUCAUGUACAUGAAGAAAAUGGUGUAACGACUGCUGACGGCAUAACAUUUUCAAAUGCAGCAAUGAAACUUAUAGACAACAUUAAUGUUUUUGAUUAUUACUUGUGAUAAUGGCUUUAUAAUAGUUUAAGUUGAUAAAUGUUAGGAAAUACUAGAUGCAACCAUGUUAAAUUAUCAAAGAAGAUCAUAUAUGUUUGUAAUGAUAUAUGCACUGAACAUUUAACUACCUCACAAGACAGACUUAUUUUACAGUGCUGUUAAUCAACCCUCAACAAGUUCAGGAAUUUAUUUUACCAUCUAUUAUCUAUUGUGUUAGACAUAGAUACAGAAAAUCUUUGUGAAAUCUUUGUGACAUGGGAAAGUUUAAUAGUGUUAAAAAGAGAAUUUUACACUCUUCUUAACCAACCUUGAACAAAUUUAAGAACCCAUAUUUCCUCCUGGACCAAAUCAUUUUUAGGGAAAAUUUAUUAUAUGUACUGACUGAAAAGCGUUAAAUGUAGACCAUGAUCUUGUGCAGCACUGGUCACAUUUGUAGAUUCAGUGAGACUAAAAAAAGGAUUGAGUACCACACUAAAUACCAUAUUCAGGUAUAUACCGACAACAGGGCUUGAAUGAUAUAAUGCUUAAAUCAUGCCUUUUUACCCAAUGGAAUAACUUUAAAAGGUCUAAUUCAUCUUUUCACACCAAUUUUUGUAUGUAAAUUAAUGCAUGAAAAAUGUAAUAAUUGGUGAAAAAACGAUAUUUGUCUAUUUUGUUAUCAUGAUUGUUUGCAAGCCUCUAGAGGUACCGCUCCAAUCCUGUAUUGAGUUAAAUCCUUGUAGAUUCAGUUGCCACAAGCAAGCAUAUUGUUAUAAAAUGGAUGAAAGAACAUUGAUAUGGGUAUAUGAGAUUAAAGAUACAUGUACAAGAGAAAAAUAUAUUUUCACAUUUAUAGAAUUAUAUGGGCAAAAAGUAUGUAUUCAAUAAAAACUCCUACAUACAUUCUACCAUUCAUAAUGAGUCAGACAAAAAGAUGGAUUUUUUUCCGACCAUAUAUUUACAAUAUAUUUUUGGAAACAGGUUUGGCAUUCAGGGACUUGGGUUUUAAGUUACGUCAAUGUAAAGGUACAUUAUAUUUAUAUUGUGACCCUCCAACUUCACUGUCAAAGGAAGAUUCUAGGUGCAUUCUCCAUGCAUUAUGAAAUCAGAGUGAAUUGCCAAAUUGAUACAUAUAUUUAUAAUAUCUUUAUUUUCUAGUAAUGACGACUGUAGCAGGAACAUUGAUAUAUUCGAAUUAUUAAUCCAUAGUUUAUGCAGGUUUUAUGUCAUUCAUUAGUUUACAUUUUUAGAUUUUCUUUUUGAACAACAGAUCCUCAGUAUAAACUAUUUGCUAUUUUAGACAUGCAUGUAUGUAUUAUCUCCCUUUUUCCAACUUUUUUAAUGAAACACAUUUUUAUAAUGAUAAAUUCAGCUCUUACUUACCAUAUAAUUUUACUGAUAAAUAAAAAUUUUCUAAUAUAAAAUGUAAAAAAAAAUUGAGUACAUUGUUAAUUUGUUGGUGUUCUACAUAAUUUGUUACCAAUCAUUUUUUAGCUCACCAGAGCCAAAGGCUCAGGGUGAGCUAUUAAUUAGUAUCAAAGGGGGAUGCUCCGUCGUCCGUCGUCAUGUGUCAACAAUCGUCUUCUUCUCUGAAACUACUGGACAGAUUUACUUCAAAUUUGGUCUGUAGCAUCCUUGUGACAGUCACACUUGAAUUUGCUCAUGUCAUUCCAAUUGGCCCCUUUUAGGGGUCAGGAGAGCUAAAAAUAGAAAAACCUUUAAACAUCUUCUUCUACAGAACUAAUGAAUGGAUGAUCACCAAACUUUGUCUGUAGCAUUCUUAAGUAGUCUUUUAUCAAGUUUGCUCAUAUUAAUUUGAUUGGCCCCUUUUAGGGGCCGCAAAAGCUAAAAAUAGAAAUACCUUUAAAUCCUUUAAAUGUCUAUUUCUAGAGAAUAUUUGAUGGAAGAUCACCAAACUUUGUCUGUAGCAUUCUUGGAUAGUCUUUUAUCAAGUUUGCUCAUAUUCAUUUGAUUAGCCCCUUUUAGGGGUCUCUAUAGCUAAAAAUAGAAAUACCGUUAAAUGUCUAUUUCUAGAGAACUAAUUGAUGGAUGAUCACCAAUCUUUGUCUGCAGCAUUCUUGGGUAGUCUUUUAUCAAGUUUGCUCAUAUGAAUUUGGUUGGCCCCUUUUAGGGGCCGCUUAAACUAAAAAUAGAAAUACCUUUAAAUGUCUAUUUCUACAGAACUUAUUGAUGGAUGAGCAUCAAACUUUGUCUGAAGCAUUGUUUGGUAGUCUUUUUAUUAUUUUGAUUGGCCCCUUUUAGGGGCCGCUAUAAUUAAAAAUAGAAAUACGUUUAAACAUCUUUUCCUACAGAACUUAUUAAUAGAUGAUCACCAAAUUUUGUCUGUAGCAUUUUUGGGUAAUCUUUUAUCAAAUUUGCUCAUAUUAAUUUGAUUGGCCCCUUUUAGGGGCCGCUAAAACUAAAAAUAGAAAAACCUUUAAACAUCUUCUACUUCAGAACCAAUUGAUGGAUGAUCACCAAACUUUGUCUGUAGCAUUCUUGGGUACCCUUUUAUCAAGUUUGCUCAUAUUAAUUUGAUUAGCCCAUUUUAGGGGCCACUUAAGCUAAAAAUAGAAAAAAACUUUGAAUAUCAUUUCCUACUGAAAUAAUUGAUAAAUGAUCACCAAACUUUGAAGCAUUCUUAAGUAGUCUUUUAUGAAGUUUGCUCAUAUUAAUUUGAUUAGCCCCGUUUAAGCUAAAGCUUAAAUACCCCAGGUCAUGGCAAUUCUUCAAAUUAUUGUUUAAACAUAUUCUAUGCUCAAAUUUAAUAUAGAAUGUAUUGACAUUUCAACACUGAAAAGCAGUUGUUUCUGGUGAGCGACUCAGGGCCAUCAUGGCCCUCUUGUUUAGGUAUUUAUUUUUUGUUUGUUUUUUUAUUACUCCUCCUGACCAGAAUGCUCACUGAUAUGUUGAUACAAUAAAUAAUUAACCCAAAGUUUUCUU